CUCAAGGCUCCCUCACAUCGAAAUCUUAAGAACCAAGCUAAUCAAAUCAUGAAAUGAACACAACGACGCGUCGGCCGGCAAUCCGCGUCGUGGCGAUGGCAAUGGCGGCGGCGGCGGCUGCUGCGACAACCGCGGACACGGCGACUACGACGGUGCUCGUCGGCGUGGACUACAGCGAGCACAGCUACCACGCGCUGGAGGAGGCGGCGCGCUUCGUGGCGGCGAGGCUUCCCCGCGGCGCCGCCGAGCUCGUCGCCGUCCACGCCCGCCGGCCGCUCGCCCCGGCGUUCGUCCCCAUCGGGGCGGUGGCGCCGGUGAUGAGCAUGGAGGAGGCGGAGCAGCGCGCGAUGGAGAAGCUGAUGCGGGAUAAGGCGCGCGGGCUCACGGCGCAGUACGGGGUUGAGGUGAAGCUGGAGGUGAAGGACGGCGAGGCGAGGCGCGUCCUGUGCGACGCCGUCAUCGAGCACGGCGCCGGCGUGCUGGUGGUGGGCAGCCAUGGCUACGGCCCGGUCCGGAGGGCGCUGCUGGGGAGCGUCAGCGACCACUGCUGCCGCCACGCGAGCUGCCCCGUCAUGGUUGUCAAGAUGCCCCUGGCCAAGCGUUGAGAGGGAUCGCCGGGGUGUGCGUUUUAAUGGUUUUUUUACGUGAGUCUUUUCUUUUAUAAUUUUCAAAAUGGGUAAUUUGAGAUGUCAUAUCUUCUAGUGUAAAAAAAUAGUAUCUUGAUGUAUUUGUGCCUCGAGUUUUAUCGAGAAUUGUAAAAUUUCUCUUUCUAUAUGGGCUGGUCUGCUUUAAGAUUUC
This is a messenger RNA of Oryza brachyantha (malo sina), 798 nucleotides long. Its product is annotated as universal stress protein MT2085-like. The transcript is spliced from 4 exons. The record is from RefSeq and is a predicted model, not a curated record. Lineage: Eukaryota; Viridiplantae; Streptophyta; Magnoliopsida; Poales; Poaceae. Bases 54 to 605 code for a protein of 183 amino acids.